AUGUCAGGCCACAAGAUCAAGAUUGCAGCUCGCUUGAGACCUAAAAUCCCCGGCGAGAUUGACGACGAGGGCAUACAAGUUAUUCAUGCAGACACUGGCUCUAAUAUACGCGUUCCCAACCCUAGAGACCUCUCUCAAAUAUUCAACUUCCCCUUUUCUUCCUGCUACGGACCGGACUCAACCCAAGGGGAGAUAUUUGAGAAUGAUGUUGCGCCCCUCAUCGAGGUUGUUUAUAGUGGUGUCACUGUCACGGUCUUUGCAUAUGGCGUCACGUCUUCUGGGAAAACUCAUACUAUGCAAGGCAACAAGUCAGAGCCUGGUAUCAUUCCUAGGGUCGUCCGCGAAAUGUUCCACCACAAGGCUACCCUCAACAAGGCAUCCGUCGACCUUGUUGUCUCUUACAUGGAGAUCUACAAGGACGAGUGCUACGACUUGCUUGUUCAGAGAGAAACCGCCCCUAAGCUGCCUGUCCGCGAGAACGAUGCAGGACAAGUAUUUGUUGCAAACUUGACUUCUAUACCCAUCGACUCUGUCGAAGAGUUCGAUUUGAUAUAUGCGCGUGCCUCCAAACAUCGUUCUGUUGGAUCAACUAAUUUAAACAACGCCUCCUCGCGUUCGCAUGCUGUGCUCACCAUUGAGGUCACCAUGACGGACUCAGAAGCACACACGACACUAACCGGCAAGAUCAACCUCGUUGAUUUGGCGGGGUCCGAGAACAACAAACUCACUGGCAACGACUCCAUCCGGAUGGCGGAAUCGGCUGCAAUAAACAAGAGCUUGAGUGUACUCGGGCAAGUCGUUCAUGCAUUGAAUCAGGGAGCUUCUCGGAUCCCUUACAGAAACUCGAAGUUGACACGCAUCCUCCAAGACGCGUUGGGCGGCUCAUCCGUUGGAUUGCUAAUUUGUAAUCUCGCGCCGGGGACCAAAUUCAGACAAGACUCUCUCAACACGCUGAAUUUUGCUGUCCGGACGAAGAAUGUCGAGAACCGGCCAGUAGUGAAUGAACGAGACACUAGACCACAGCCCAAACCCCAUUUUGCUGCGGUACAAGCAGCUGCACCAAGACUCCCCCCUGCGGUUUUGCAGCCAAGCCAAAUUUCUUCCAAUAAUCUGCCCGGCCCUUCGAGGGGCCGGAUUUCAAUCGGCGGCGCCGGCAUGACUACUCGUAAUGGACCACGGCCUAGUUUGGCUGGCCCACCUUCUCGAAUGCCAAGAGCAAGCAACGCGUUCAUGGGCAAGGGGCGCCCUUCCAUCGGAGGUAGCGGUCUUGCCAUGUGGGGUGAACAGCCGUCCAUGCAGCUCACUGACGUCGAUCUCGACGAACGGAUAGCACGCGCUGUCGAGGCCGAAGUGGCUCGGAGACUCAAAGAGCAUGAGAGGCAGCGUGAACGAGAGGAGGCGGAGAAGCGAGUCAAGGAGGAGGAGGAAGAGCAACAGCGGUUAUUGCAGCAGCGGGAGUCCAGUAUCACAAUCAGUGAUUCAGAGAGGACGUUCUCGUCCUUUGACUCGCAAGAUCGACGUUCCCAGUCCAUGUCCCUUCCGUCUGGCAUUUUGACACCUCUACUCCGUAGUCACAGAGACCUCGAUAGCCAGAUGCGCUCAAGGCUCCGCGAAAUGGAGGAAAGGAUGGAAAUGGGCAACAAGGAGACGAAGCUAGCCAGCGUCCAGUCUCCUUCCUCGAGGAAGAAGACCGGGCGCGCCUACGUCUCGCUGGCGCGUGCGCACUCUGAGAAGGGCGAUUUACAGGUUGCGCUCGACCUGUAUCGGAAGGCCGAAACAUAUGUUCCGGACAAUAUUAAGCUGAAAGAGAGAAUACUGGAAAUCGAGUGGACGAUCAAAAACGGGCGCGAGUUUGUGCCGAGCCCGCGCAAAGUGCGCAAGCCGAAGUCGAAGAAGCGGAAACCCCGUAUGGCUACGACGGAGGAGUCGGACUUGGACGCGCAGACAACGGAGGGAGGAGAAAUAGAAAUUCCCGUGGCUGGUCCCUCGGGGUUAGACCCCGUGAACGUACCCUUGAAGAGAAUCGUAGAGGAAGACGAGGACUUUGAGGAGGAUCAGGUAGAGUCGCUACUCAAGCGGGCGCGACACGAGGAAGGAGUAAAGGUAGAGGAAGUUUAAUCAGCGUGGUGUGUUUUGUUUUCCUAUGCUUUCAUGACAUGACGACGAUAGUCGAGGUUUUCGAUACUUUAUAUGGGACGUAAAUAUGCAUGUUUUGUAUUACUUUUAAC
Molecule: messenger RNA, 2228 nt
Organism: Coniophora puteana RWD-64-598 SS2
Lineage: Eukaryota; Fungi; Basidiomycota; Agaricomycetes; Boletales; Coniophoraceae
Product: kinesin-domain-containing protein
Exons: 14
Coding region: 1-2118 (705 amino acids)
Biological process (GO): microtubule-based movement; mitotic spindle organization
Molecular function (GO): ATP binding; microtubule binding; microtubule motor activity
Source: RefSeq, a predicted model, not a curated record